CCAAAACAACAUUAUACUCUACUCUUAUUCAUAAAUAAAAGCACACCAAUUACCAAUGCAAAAGAUUCUCUGGCAGCCAUCUAUAGCCCAACGAUGACUCAGUAAUCAUCAUGCUACUGUUCGGAGCUAGUUCUUUACUUUCACUGCACCGGACGCCAGGUACUUUUGUUCUCCAAGAGUAUGUAGUAUAUAUACUAUAGUAUAUAGUAUCGUGUCAAAUUCUUAUAGUUUAGCGUGAAUUAAGGUUUUACCGUGAUAUUCUGACAGCCAUGCCACGACAGUUCCACUUUGUAUUAGAGACUGUGUAUAUAGCCCUCCUUAUCCGACAACACAUCAUAGAAGGCGCUCAUUGACCACUCCGAUUUGUAGAUAUAUUGUAAGCGUAUAAAAAAGUUUAAUAUUAUAUAAACGGAUAAGCGACUAUAUUCUGGAUCAUGCAAGAGCGCCGCCGAAGACUUCGGGCAUAUCGGAAGUCACGCAGAAAAUUCUCCUGCACCGUUUACGGCAUCACCUUGGCCUGGCUGGUGCUGGCCCUAACCCAGUGGUUGGCUGUCUGCUUGCUAAAGGACUUCCGAGAUAACGUCAACAAGUAUUAUUGGAUAAGUUUGAUAUUCUUUAUUUCUGCUAUGCUUUUGUUCACGAUGUUUAUAUUCAUCAAGAGGCUGCGAUUCGUGCUCUGCCUAAAUUGGCUGCUCAGCUUACUCAUUGUGGAGUUUCUGAUCAUCGGACUAUUCGCGCUGUCGGCGCAAACUGAUUGGAAAAACUUGAUCGCAUGGUUCCUCAUCUGUGCGCUCUUGACAUAUCUGUUCAUAUUAAUCGGAUCCAUUUUACCGGUUAUCAACAGCAAAAAGUCAACGCCGUCCAACACUACAGAUUCAUAUCAUUCCAAAGACAGAAGUUAUGAAGAGAGCACGACCACAACUGAGUUAGUUAUAAAUUGGGGUUGAGUUGACCAAAUAGAAGGAUGGAAGGCACGCAUUGCCAACAAUUUUGUUCCUGGGUUUAACUUCAUAAACUAAAAAUCGAAUGUCU
Molecule: messenger RNA, 1032 nt
Organism: Drosophila persimilis
Lineage: Eukaryota; Metazoa; Arthropoda; Insecta; Diptera; Drosophilidae
Exons: 4
Coding region: 435-947 (170 amino acids)
Source: RefSeq, a predicted model, not a curated record